Rhododendron vialii is the source of this 2242-nucleotide messenger RNA. Its product is annotated as polyamine oxidase 2-like. The record is from RefSeq and is a predicted model, not a curated record. Gene Ontology annotation, molecular function: polyamine oxidase activity. Gene Ontology annotation, biological process: polyamine catabolic process. NCBI's taxonomy places the organism in Eukaryota, Viridiplantae, Streptophyta, Magnoliopsida, Ericales, Ericaceae. The transcript has 11 exons. Gene Ontology annotation, cellular component: peroxisome. Bases 578 to 2077 code for a protein of 499 amino acids.
GUUGUGACCUAAUUAGCCCGAUUGCACUGCCAACGCAAAAAACAAAUAGUGUCGUCUCCUUCCUUCUCUCUCUCUCUCUCUCUCUCUCUCCUCUCCCGCCUCUCUCUGCAUACAUAAACGUCCGAUCUUCAUUUCCUCUCUGAGGUUCGCGUCAAUCGUACACCCUAACCCCUGUACUUUACCAUGGGAAGCGUCCAAUUUCGAUGCAACUGAUUGAUUUCGCUGAGAAUUGAAUUUGUUGUAUACCUUUAGGCUCAGAGAGAGACAGAUAGAGAUCGAUUUGGAUUGAACGAAGCAGAAAGCGAUUGUUGAGAGAGAGAGUGAGAGAAGUGUGUUUGGAUUGGUAUAUAUACGUAUAGGCGCAUGAGCUGUUUGGUCAAUCUGGGGUUCUUUUCUUCGAAUUCGAAUCACUUCAUUACCUGCCUCCUCGUCUUCACCCUUCAUUAUUCACCCCAAUUACCUCCAAUUACCUUGAUUAAUUUCGACCAACACUUGGAUCCCAAAAAUUCCUCCUCAUUUAUACCGUUAUUACUGCUAUUUUUACCGUUAAGUAAUUUAAACCACAGUAAUCGUCAUCAUGGAGUCGCGAGAACAGAGUAAUCGUCAAUUGACCAGGGAGUCAAAGCUUCUCUUGGUGGCUGGAGCUCCCUGCAAUUCAGAUGUCGAGAGGAGGUAUACAGCGUCACCAUCUGUUAUUAUUGUAGGUGGUGGUUUUGCUGGUAUAGCAGCUGCUCGGGCCCUUCAUGAUGCUUCAUUCCAGGUUACCCUGUUGGAAUCACGGAAUAGAAUUGGGGGUCGAGUACACACAGAUUACUCAUUUGGUUUCCCUGUCGACCUGGGUGCAUCUUGGCUGCAUGGGGUCUGCAAAGAAAAUCCUUUGGCACCUGUGAUUGGAAGACUAGGACUUCCUCUCUACCGUACAAGCGGUGACAACUCUGUGUUGUAUGACCAUGAUUUGGAAAGCUACGCACUAUUUGAUAUGGAUGGGAAUCAAGUUCCUCAGGGUUUAGUGAAGAAGGUUGGUGAAGCAUUUGAGAGAAUUUUGGAAGAGACGGAUAAAAUAAGACAAGAACAUAUUGAAGACAUGUCUAUCCUUCGUGCCAUCUCAAUUGUUUUAGAAAGGAAGCCGGAGCUAAGGUUGGAAGGGAUUGCUCAUAAGGUCUUGCAGUGGUACUUAUGCAGAAUGGAAGGUUGGUUUGCUGCAGAUGCUGAUACUAUCUCACUCAAAUGUUGGGAUCAGGAAGAACUGCUUCCCGGUGGUCACGGCCUCAUGGUGCGUGGAUAUCGCCCAGUUAUUAAUACACUUGCCAAAGGUCUUGACAUCCGCUUGAGCCAUAGAGUUACAAAAAUUAUGAGACGCCACAAUGGAGUGAAGAUUACAGUUGACGACGGGAGAACAUUCAUAGCUGACGCUGCUAUUGUUGCCGUUCCUCUUGGUGUCCUGAAAUCCAAUAGCAUCAAAUUUGAGCCAAGGCUUCCAGAGUGGAAGGAAGCAGCAAUUGCGGACCUUGGAGUGGGGAUUGAGAACAAGAUAAUUUUGCACUUUGAGAAUGUGUUUUGGCCUAAUGUAGAGUUCUUGGGGGUGGUUGCGGAGACUUCAUAUGGAUGCAGCUACUUUUUGAAUCUUCACAAGGCUACAGGUCAUUCCGUCCUUGUUUAUAUGCCAGCGGGGCAGCUGGCACGUGACAUUGAGAAAAUGUCAGAUGAAACAGCUGCUAAUUUUGCUUUCAUUCAGCUGAAGAAAAUCCUUCCUAAUGCUUCAACCCCGAUUCAUUAUCUAGUAUCUCGUUGGGGCACGGAUGUGAAUUCACUAGGAUCCUAUAGCUAUGAUGCAGUAGGGAAACCCCAUGAUCUGUAUGAGAAGUUAAGGGUCCCGGUGGACAACCUAUUUUUUGCGGGGGAGGCAACGAGUGUGGAUUACCCAGGGUCUGUACACGGUGCAUACUCAACCGGAUUGAUGGCUGCUGAGGACUGCAGGAUGCGCGUUUUGGAGCGCUAUGGGGAGUUGGAUCUGUUCCAGCCGGUCAUGGGUGAGGAUACCCCGGUGUCUGUCCCCUUACUAAUCUCCCGUAUGUAAUGACUCUGUAUCAACAUUGUAAUUCACAUGUAAUGUCAGAUCUCAAACCCUAAACCCUAAACGCUAAACCGUAACAUUUGGGUUAUUGGUAAUUGUUGAAUGGGAUGAAACCAUGACAUUCUGCCCGGAUGUUGUGAGAAUAUUAGGGGAACUUUGCUGUUUUUA